GGAGGAGGGAUAAAAAGCCCGGGCGGGACCGGCGCGGAGCGGAGCGGGCGCGGCACCGGCGGUUGAGACUGAAGGAGGCCACCUCCCCAAGCAGCCAUGGCCCCCACACUUGCCACGGCCCACCGCCGGCGCUGGUGGAUGGCAUUCACAGCCAUCAUCGAGAACCUGCUCUUCUCUGCUGUCCUGCUGGGCUGGGGGUCCCUCCUCAUCAUGCUGAAGGCAGAAGGGUUUUAUUCCUACCUGUGCUAUGGGCAAGAGGACACCAACAACAUCUCUGAACACGAGAACAGCACAGCUUCAGAGCACAAAUGGCCUUCCUGCAACGCCCAGGAUGAAAUGCUGAACUUGGCCUUCACCAUCGGGUCCUUCCUGCUCAGUGCCAUCACGCUGCCCUUGGGAAUUGUCAUGGACAAGUACGGCCCUCGCAAGCUGCGGCUGCUUGGCAGUGCCUGCUUUGCUGUGUCCUGUGUGCUGAUCGCGUACGGUGCCAGUAACCCAGACUCUCUGUCUGUGCUGAUAUUCAUUGCACUGGCUCUGAAUGGCUUUGGUGGGAUGUGCAUGACCUUCACAUCGCUCACGCUGCCCAACAUGUUUGGUGACCUUCGUUCCACGUUCAUUGCUCUGAUGAUUGGCUCCUAUGCUUCCUCUGCUGUGACUUUUCCAGGAAUCAAGGUUAUAUAUGACUUUGGGGUCUCCUUCAUCCUUAUUCUGCUUGUCUGGGCAAGCUGUGCAGGACUUGUUUUCCUCAACUGUUUCUUCAACUGGCCCCUGGAGCCUUUCCCAGGACCAGAAGACAUGGACUAUUCGGUGAAAAUAAAGUUCAGCUGGCUGGGAUUUGACCACAAGAUCACUGGGAAGCAGUUUUACAAGCAGGUGACGACUGUGGGGCGCCGUCUCAGCGUGGGGAGCUCCAUGAAGGGCCCCAAGGAGCCGGCGGCCUUGCAAGAGAACAACAAGCUCUGCCUGUCUACAGUGGACCUGGAAGUGAAGUGCCAGCCUGACAGUGCAGCUUCUCCCUCCUUCAUGAAGAGUGUCUUCAGCCCUAUCUUGUUGCUCAGCCUUAUCACCAUGUGUGUCACUCAGCUGCGGCUCAUCUUCUACAUGGGAGCCAUGAACACCAUCCUUGAGUUUCUGUCUGGAGACCCAAGUCAAGUGGCUCUCUACACUUCCAUUUUUGGGGUGUUGCAACUACUGUGCUUGCUGACAGCGCCUGUGAUUGGGUGCAUCAUGGAUUGGAGAAUGAAAGAAUGUGAUGAUGGCUCAGAAGAGAAUGAGGAGAGCAACGCUGAGCAAAGUGACAAGAAAAAGAAAAAGCGUGAUCGUCAGAUCCAGAAAAUCACCAAUGCCACCAAUGCCUUUGUAUUCACGAAUUUCCUGCUGGUUGGAUUUGGAAUCACCUGUCUUAUUCCUAACCUGCCGUUGCAGAUUCUUUCCUUCAUUUUGCACACAAUUGUGAGAGGAUUCAUCCACUCAGCUGUGGGAGGCCUUUAUGCUGCUGUAUACCCCUCUACUCAGUUUGGCAGCUUGACAGGGUUGCAGUCGUUGAUCAGUGCCCUCUUUGCCCUUCUGCAGCAGCCUCUCUUCAUGGCACUGACAGGACCUUUGAAAGGAGACCCCCUCUGGGUGAAUGUUGGCUUGCUUGCCAUGAGCCUCCUGGGUUUCUGCCUUCCAAUCUACCUGGUCUGCUACAGACGCAGGCUAGAGAGAGAAAAAAAGCAGAAGAUGGAAGACGCCAAACUUUUCUUCAAAAUCAAUGGCACUCCCACUGAGGAAGCCUUUGUUUAAACUGGUGCUUCACAUACAACCUCCCCUGUACAGGUUCCUACCACAUCCGUGGGUUCUACCUGUGGUGUAAGCCAGGAUUUUCCUCCCCUGGCUCUGCCAGUCUUUGCUCAUCACUGGAGUGAGGGCCGGACAUCGUGACUGAGAUUUCCUCAGAUAUAUGGCAGGAGGAGACUUCCUACUCCUUACUCCAAAACACGGGACACUUUUUCUUUUUUUAAAGGCCACACAGAUAUUGUGUCUUAAAUUAUCCCCUGAUCACGCUCUCCAGCAGCAGAGAGUUUGCAUAGGAGAUUGGGGACAGAAGGAAUAGAGGGAUGGGAGAAGAGGGAAGACAGACCAUAGUUUGAGUUUGCAAGUGUAACGCAGUGAAGUCUGUUUUCUCCCCCUCUUCCCCCAGCCUUGGCUGACACAGUCUCGGAUGCAAGCUGCACUCUCCUUCCUCCCUGAGGCUUCAUAAUGGUCUUUCUGCUUGAUGUGUAGCUGGACCCAGUGGUUUUACUGUCUAUCCAGACAUACCCUAGACUGUUUCUGAGGCAGGGAAGGGGGUUUUAUUCCUAUGUGUAUGAGCACAGCUUCACUGUGUUGCUAAAUGUUGGCUGCUAUCACUGACAGCUCCCAAACCUUUUAUUACUGCAAAUGACACAGACUGUGAGCAAUGGAUCUGCCUUCCAUAAAGAAAUGAAGAGCCUACAGUGGACUGCUUGUCCUAGACCAAGCCUUCAGAGGCCUGGAAUUCUUCCUCUUCCCGGUUCACAAACCACCUGUAUGUGUUUUAAACUGUCUGCAGUCCUGGAACCCUUGAGAUAGGAAUUGGAUCUUGUUUACAGAUGAAGUGCUUUUGAGACUUGUUGCCUUUUGCCUCUUCUUCCCUUUGACAUGACCCUGGGAGGGGAGCAGCAAUGUGUAUUUAGUAAAGUGGAGAAACUUCUUGAAGCUGAGUUCUGGGGCUCCAGAUACCUUGGUGUUCACGUGUUGUGAGCUGGUGAAAAGAAUCAAGAAUGCAGAACACUCCUUUGUGUCUGGUAACUGGAUCCUGUGGGCACGGCAGGGCGAUGUGGUGAUGUAAUUUUUCCUUUAGCCAUGCUUAUUUACAUUGCUCUGACCAUAGUCACCAGGUUAGUUUGACUGACCCAAAUGCCAGUUUGGCUGUAUUAGGAGCCUUUUUGAUGCUCUGUCUGGACAGAGCAUGUGGUGAUUGAUUGUAUGGUGAAGCCGACUGUCAGAGCAAUACACGUGGGUAAAGGUGCCCCAGGCCUGUUCACUAGGGAGGGAAUACAAAGGGAAUUUUUAACCUGCUUAUUUUUAUAGAGGUCUUGUCUAAAGCAGAUUUUUCUGCCCUUAACCUUCUUGCUGAGGUCAGUAGCUCAGGCCCUGUAGCCUUGUGACUUGCGUUAACACUGUUGGUCCUGCUCGGAGCAGGACUGUGCAGGGGUGAGGAUGAGCAUCCCCGGUGGGUGCUCCGGGCUGAGCUGGUGGCUGCAGAAAGGUUGGGGCAGAAACAAAACAAUCAUGAAGAUGUGGUGGUGUUUUACUGCAAAGCCUGGCAGGGGGUAAGUCAUUCAACUUCUCUAUGUCUGCUUGGAAAAGUACAAGACUCAAUCGCUGUUGGCGCUAAGAGGAGGAUUAGAAACAACAACACCUGCUCAAACCUUCCUGAGAGAAAUUACCUGGAAACUGGGUGUUAACUCCUUCUCUGACGGUUCAAAGCAUACAGAUGCUCAGCCCAGCCAGGGCUUCACCUUUCCUAAAGAGCAAGCGUGCACAGAGCCUGGGCAGGACGGCUGGAGCCCUGCGGGUCCUUUGCCAGCGCAGGAUGACGAGGCAGCUCCGUGGGACGGCAGCGCCAUCUCGAGUCGCUGCUCCUGUGAGCAGUUCCGAUGCUGCUCCACGGUACCUUUCAGUCUUCAGCCACUCGUUUCAAAAGGACUCACCACUUGAGCAUUUGACACAUUUGUGAAUUAUUUUUUUUUUCUUAAUGUGUUGCCUUUAUUAAAUGUGUUUGUUCCAAGACAGCCUUAUUGCCUGCUGUCAACACUUUACUCUUCUGGAA
Neopelma chrysocephalum (saffron-crested tyrant-manakin) is the source of this 3835-nucleotide messenger RNA. RefSeq names its product solute carrier family 43 member 2 (gene SLC43A2). The transcript is spliced from 14 exons. The record is from RefSeq and is a predicted model, not a curated record. Gene Ontology annotation, molecular function: L-amino acid transmembrane transporter activity; neutral L-amino acid transmembrane transporter activity. Lineage: Eukaryota; Metazoa; Chordata; Aves; Passeriformes; Pipridae. Gene Ontology annotation, biological process: transmembrane transport; neutral amino acid transport. The coding region runs from base 97 to 1785 and encodes 562 amino acids.